AUGGUCUUGAAAUCCAAUAUCGUACCAUUCGUCGGUCAUUGCUUUGCUUAUCUAGUCAUCAUCCUCUAUCACACUCGAUGGCAGAUUCGAAUAUAUAGCACGAAGUUCUCCAAGAACAAAGCGUGUCUCAUCAUACAUAUCGGCACUGGGAUCACAGAAUUGGCUCGAUAUCACAUCUCCAAAGUCCGACUUGGCACUGAUGAUAUCCUCCCUGAGGUGAUAGACGUGCUUUCUUGCUUUAUUUGGUCUUGGACCAGCCUGAUUCUCGUAAAAACGCUUCGUCGCGGUGAUCCACGUACAACUCGGCCCCCGUACCAAACAGGUGCAUUGCUGCGUCCACUUAUCUCCACCAUAUCAUACCUCCUUCAAGUGCCCAGCCUGCACAAAGUGUCCAUUUAUGCCCUCGACAGCUUCCUCUAUGCCCGACUGGCGAUCUUUUUCUUCGCCUACACACCGUAUCUACGCGGGUACUCGUCAAGCGCAAUUUACUCACUCUCUAUUCCCCUGGCUGCCACGCUCAGUAUUCAUGAAAGCCGCGUUCAUGGUGCAUCUCUAGUGUUUAUUCUUGCGAUGGCCUACGUUACAAAAUUAAAUAAAUGGGUGACUCACAGAUCAAGAAUCCUGCAGGGAAGAUCUGAAGCCCAGUCAUAUAUGGCUACAAUCGAGAAAUAUUUCCUAAAUGGGUUGAUCUAUUUUGGAUUCGUCGAGCUAGACAGGCUGCGCGAAGUUUCCAAGAGCGAUGCGCUUAUGAAGCCUCUCAGUGACGAAUAUGUGCCAAAGUUGGAGCACGAAAUCCGACUUUGA
Penicillium digitatum Pd1 is the source of this 804-nucleotide messenger RNA. RefSeq lists its product as uncharacterized. NCBI's taxonomy places the organism in Eukaryota, Fungi, Ascomycota, Eurotiomycetes, Eurotiales, Aspergillaceae. The record is from RefSeq and is a predicted model, not a curated record.